Messenger RNA from Onychostruthus taczanowskii (white-rumped snowfinch), 3344 nucleotides. Its product is annotated as nucleolar pre-ribosomal-associated protein 1-like. Gene Ontology annotation, biological process: maturation of LSU-rRNA from tricistronic rRNA transcript (SSU-rRNA, 5.8S rRNA, LSU-rRNA); maturation of 5.8S rRNA from tricistronic rRNA transcript (SSU-rRNA, 5.8S rRNA, LSU-rRNA). The annotation marks the transcript as partial. Gene Ontology annotation, cellular component: nucleolus. The record is from RefSeq and is a predicted model, not a curated record. Lineage: Eukaryota; Metazoa; Chordata; Aves; Passeriformes; Passeridae. The transcript is spliced from 17 exons.
GUGGUGGAACCUGUGCCUUCUGCUCUCCCAACAGUUGUCUCGGCUGUCACACCUGUCCUGAGGAAAGCCCUGUGGAAGGAGCUCUGUGCCGAGAUUCAGGACACUGGGGCGUCGCAUGAGGCCACUGUCAAACUGCAAAUUCUUUCAAAGCUGUUGCCACCUUUGGAAAGCAAAAGGCUGCACAACCUAAUGGACUGCCUUCCUGCUGCUCUGGAGAGAGCAGGGAAUGAAGAAAGUUGGGCCAUGGCAGAUGCCGUAUCCACAGUGCUUAAAAACUCAAAGCAACUGCAUUCCUGGAGGAGAAAUCUCUUGUCAGCCUACAUAAAGGGGUUAGUUGCCAUGUACAGCAGCAGUAAAGAUGAAAGCAAGCAAGAAGUGGAGACAUCCAUACUGCUGAGGCUAGAGGAAUUAUUGUGUGUGGUUGAAGAAGUGGACCCAGAUGACUUGUGCUGCCUUGUGAAGACAGGACUCAAGUACCGUUACAGAGAUGAAACAUUUCUGAAGGUCCUGAACAUUGCCAUCCAGUUACUGUACAAGAAAGAAUCCUCACUUAGUCAGAGCUUAGUCAAGCUCUCCAAACUCCACAUGAUGGUCACACAGCACUCUCUAUUUUUGUCAGCUAUCCUGAGGUCAAGAGAAGAAGAUGGCAUGAACACCCAGACAAGAGAGGCGCUGGUGGACAUUCUGCUGACAGCUGUGCAGCUCAGCCCCUCUCUGUGUGAGAGCAGUCACCUCCCAGUGCUGCUGGGAGCCUAUGGGGCCACGCUGAGCACCGUAGAUCAGAAGAUACUGCUGUUGCUUCAGUUGUAUGAGAAGAAUAACCAAAGUCUUAUAAACUCCAGGAUCCUCCUGUGGGGUCCAGCUGCUGUGGAGCAUCACAAGACUUGCAAGAGUCUGGGGAAGUCCUUGUGGCAGCAGCCAAGCAUGGAGGAGAUUCUGUGUUUGCUGGAUCGAGAGAAGACGAUGAAGACGGUUCUGUCGUUCCCUCAGCAUCGCCGGCUGCUGCCAUCACAGGGGAUACAAGAGUCACUGUAUAAAGAUGAAACAGUGAAGAGCCUAGAUGACUUCUACAAUCCUUGUUUUCUACUUCAGCUCUUCAGUGAACUGACCAGACCAGAGUGUGUGGUGGCAUGUCACAAGUUUGUGGAAGUCAAUGCCCUGGGUCUCACAGUGGCUGCCCUGAGCAGCUACGACCCCAACAUGAGAGCGGCUGCGUAUUUUGUCCUGGCUUCCUUCCGCUCCCAUCUGGAAGGGGCUCGCUUCCGAGAGAAGAGCCAGUGGACAGAGGAAGGGGAAAGGGCUGCCCUGAGCAGCUACGACCCCAACAUGAGAGCGGCUGCGUAUUUUGUCCUGGCUUCCUUCCGCUCCCAUCUGGAAGGGGCUCGCUUCCGAGGGAAGAGCCAGUGUGACGAGGGCUCCCAGAGAUGUAUUCUGGAGAUAUUACAAAGUGCUGCCCGUGUCACCUGAGCUGCCUAUGAGCUGGUACAGGAUGACAGCCUCCUCACAUGGGUCCUGCACAGCUUGGAGAAAAGGUUUCUGGAGAGCAAGGUGAUAAAUAAAAUUACUUCCUUAGUCCAUACUCUGUGGUUAACAAAUACAGGAGUCAAGAGAGAAAACAAGAAUCAAUCCCAGGAGAACAGGAAGCUUCUUCCUAUUCAGCUUGUAAAUGAAUUUCUAUGUGUUUUGGUCACAUUAAUCAAACAUAUUCGGACUAACGUAGAUGUGGCCAAGCUGACUGAGUUGUUUGGCACCCUCAGCUCUGUGCUGGAAUACCGUGCUGUUGUUGUGGAGGCUUUUAGGGAGAUGAGGCGUUUCACGGUCAACGACAGCGUCCUCUCCAGCAGGGAGCUGCUGCUGCUGCUGCACAAGUGGAGCCUUGUCAGCAAAGACCUGCAGCUGCAGGAGGACCUGCAGGCCCUGGCUCAGAAGUACCAAAACAAAGAAUUGCUCAAAAAUAUUAAAGACAUGAACAAACCUCAAGGCUCAUCUUACGUGUGUCGUCACACUCGGAAAAGGACCAAGGUGGAAGCUGAUGACCCUGCUGCAGACGUGCAAGUGUCUGAGCUGGAGAAAUGCAGAGAACAUCUGUAUUCCAUACUUGCCCAUUGGGACCCUGUUUUCCCAGCACCACCCUCCGCACAGGGAGGGGAGGCUCUCAGAGCCGGUGCACCUGGGGGUGAGGCAGUUCCUGUCACCUGUGCAUCCAUUCAAGUUGUCACUAAGUGGCUGGUGAGGUCCCUGGCUGGGCAGAGCUCCCUCGGGGAGCAGGACGUGUCCCCAGUGCUGAGGUGGCUGCGGAACCGCGUCCUGCCACACCCGGCGGCCGUGCGGGAGAUGCUCAGGGACGAGACGCUGAGGAACAACCUCUUCAAGCUUUACACCCGGCUCUGCCAGGCCAGCAGCACCUCGGCUGGGCUCUCCAGGCAGCUGGGUGGGCUCAGCUCCAUCAUGCUCCAGCUCAUGGAGGAGCAGGGCGUGUCCAGCACCUUCCAAGAGCUUGUGAAAUCUCUGUGCCUAUCAGCAACGGUGGAAGAUGAUGGGGACAAGAGAGCUGUUUCUGUGUUCCUGACUUCCAUUUACAUCGGGGACAUGUGGCUUGGAGCACGGGAGCCGAAUAUGUUACUUACCCAUGUCAGAUUGGUCUGCACUAGUGCAGAUUAUGACUUAGAGGGUGACUCAGAGACUCCAAAACAAGGGGAAGAAACUCUUAUGUCUCUUUGCAAAAAAGUUUGGCUACAUCAGGGCAAUAAUUCAGGGGACUAACACCUCAUAUUUAAUGUUCUCCUGUGCUCAGUCCUCAUCACCGUGAGCCGUGAAAACCUUCUGAGCUGUUCUCAUACAGACCUACUUUGUUUGGUCCAAAAAAUCAGUAUUUUAUUACUAUGUGCAAACUCAUUAGGAAGAUUUUAUUCAACAUCUCUCAGAGGGACAUUCAAGCUCCAGUUUCCCUUUUCUUGAACAGUUUGAGAGACAAUAUUAGUUAUGGAAUUUCUAUUACAGGCAUUUUUAUCUGAAAGACAAAACCAGAAAGACUGUUUGUGCAAAUGUGUGCCCUUAAUAUCCAUCCUCUCUCUAAUACAGGAUGGGAAAAAAAGGCUGCAGAGCUUCCUACAAUGGGGUGCAAGUGCAAAGAACAAGGAGACAGAGGUUUAGUCGCGAUGAUUUACUGUUUCUUGGAGAACCUGGUUGAUUUCGUGAUAACAAAACCAGUAUGAAUGGACCACUGGACUCAGGAAUCAGGACGGUCUUCUUGGGUUUAAAAGUUUGAAUGGCACUUCAAGAUAUUUAUAUCAAACCUGGGGUUUUUUUAUUAUCCUUUUUUUUUUUUUAAUUAAGAAAAAAAA